Messenger RNA from Oldenlandia corymbosa var. corymbosa, 693 nucleotides. The record is from the annotation of a GenBank genome assembly. NCBI's taxonomy places the organism in Eukaryota, Viridiplantae, Streptophyta, Magnoliopsida, Gentianales, Rubiaceae.
AUGUAUGCCAUUCCUGGCAGAUUCGACAUGGAAGAGGCUAUAGCUUCACGUGAUCUUGAAAGCAUGGAAUCCGAUAGUAGUGUUUUCCCUUCAGAGGUGCUUUCGCCAGACGAUUUAGCUUGGGCAGAUUCAUGCUUAGUCGAUGACCUUGAACCCAGUAAGGGAUGGGAUUCCUGGAGCUCUCUUAACAGAGCCUUGAAUGAGGUGAAUACUGUCAGACGCGACACUUCUCCAAAAAGAUUGCGGGGUGUGACCUUUCCAAUUGGGGACUUAUCAACUUCACGGACUCCAGAGAAAAGGGCUGACAGUAUUACUUGGACUAAUGAAGAAACUGAAAAGCACCCUGAUUUUGAUCGUCUGAUGUCCGAUGAAUCUGACUACUUGAGAAAUGUCUUUCUACCGACAUACAGGGAGGAUGCUUGGGAUGAUGACAGGAGUAAUGAUUCUGAAUCGCUGUCAGCUAUGGGCCGUUGGGAAGAGGAAUCAGAAUCUCGCGAGGAAAUCUUCAAGGUCUGGAAUCUGGACAUUCCUGCUGAAGAAGAUGCCGAUGAUGAAUUUAUAAAUGAGCUAGAAAAAGCAUUUUCUGAAAGUCCCUUUAAGCUCACACCUCCUAAGGGUUUAGGUAAGAAUUCAAUUGACGAUGUUGUUUCUAGCAUGGCAGACCUCUCUUUGGAAAAUCAUGUCAAUUUAUGA